AUGCGGAAAAAUGGCGUGGACAUUUCCAACGGUCCUACUGCUCAUGUUGAUCAGGACUCUCACACCCAGGCUGGUGAUGAGAAUCAUAAACGGGGAAACUGGGCCAACAAGACCGAGUACAUGCUCACUAUGAUUGGAUAUGCUAUUGGCCUGGGAAAUAUCUGGAGAUUUCCAUAUCUAGCCUACAAGAAUGGAGGGGGUGCCUUUCUCAUUCCCUAUUUCCUGAUGUUGAUUUUGUGUGGGAUUCCUCUAUUCGUCCUGGAAAGCGCCUUCGGCCAGUUUUGCAGCCAAGGUCCAAUAAAUGUGUGGAGAGCAGUGCCGAUACUGCAGGGUGUUGGCAUUGCCAUGGUUAUGGUGACUGCAAUAGAAUCAAUUUACUAUAACAUCAUCGUCGCCUACAGCCUGUACUACAUGUUCGCCUCCUUCCAGUCUCCUCUGCCGUGGUCCAGCUGCUUCAGUUGGUCUGACAGUAACUGCAGCGACACGCCGAUAGUGUAUUGCAAUGUAAGUGGUGUUUUAGUGGCCAACUGGACUCAGGAAAACAGCACUUGUCCUUCAUCCGACACGAUCACAGUUCCAGUGCAGAGCCCCAGUGAGCAGUACUGGGAUCGCGUGGCUCUGCAGAGAUCCAGUGGUCUGGAUGAAACAGGACCAGUAGUUUGGCACUUGGCCCUCUGUCUGCUGCUGAGCACCAUGCUUGCUGCUGCAGCGCUCAUCAGAGGCAUCAAGAUAUCAGGCAAAGUUAUGUAUUUCACAGCUAUAUUUCCUUAUGUGGCGAUCCUGAUCCUGCUGAUCAGAGGUGUGACACUAGAGGGAGCUAGAGAUGGGUUAGAGUUUUACAUUGGUUCCCAAUCCAACUGGACUAAACUGGGUGAAGCACAGGUCUGGAAGGAUGCAGCAACUCAGACGUUUUUUUCCCUAUCCCUUGCUUCGGGUGGAGUUCUAACUCUUGCUUCCUAUAGCAAGUUCAACAACAACAUCUUCCUGGACUCAGCGGUCAUAGCCUGCUGUAACCAUGGUACCAGUUUGUUUGCAGGCAUUGCCAUCUUUUCAAUUCUGGGUCAUAUGGCUUACAUCUAUGGACAGCCUGUUGGAACAGUGGUGAAGGAAGGAUUUGGCCUGGCAUUCAUGGCGUACCCCGACGCUUUGUCUCGGCUUCCCAUUUCCACUCUCUGGUCUAUCCUGUUUUUUUUCAUGUUUUUCAUAGUUGGCCUGGACUCUCUGUUCACACAAUUAGAGGUGAUCAUCACCUGCCUGUGUGAUUUCUUACCUGAAGUCUCCAACUCCAAACGCGCUUUAUUGACUGUAGCGACAUGUUGCAUGACCUACCUCCUGGGCCUGCCAUGCGUCACAAGGGCAGGAAUAUACUGGGUGACACUAAUCGACCACUUUGCGACUAGCAUGGUGCUGCUGUUUUUGGCUCUCUUUGAGAUCAUUGGCUUCGUCUUCAUCUAUGGAGGAAGCCGUCUUCAGAAAGACAUUGAGAUGAUGAUUGGAAAAAAGAGUUUUUGCUUCUGGCUGUGUUGGAAAGCAUGUUGGUUCUUCAUCAGCCCGGUCAUCAUUCUGGUGGUCCUGGGCUGGUCUCUCAUAACCUUUGUGCCUCCAGUCUAUGGAGACAUCCUUUACCCGGUGUGGGGCUUGGCUCUGGGCUGGUGCAUCCUUGUGUUCAUCAUCAUCUGGAUCCCUCUUGUCAUUCUGUAUAGGAUGAUCAGAAUAGAGGGAAAUCUCUGGAAGGGUCUGAAGUCCCUGUGUUCUCCCUCUGAGGAAUGGCAUCCCUACCUGGAAGUCCAUCGAGGAGAACGCUACAGCCGGAAAAGAGCAGUGUUAAGAAGUGAUAACCAAAUGUAA
Chelmon rostratus (copperband butterflyfish) is the source of this 1848-nucleotide messenger RNA. RefSeq names its product sodium- and chloride-dependent neutral and basic amino acid transporter B(0+)-like. Gene Ontology annotation, biological process: sodium ion transmembrane transport. The record is from RefSeq and is a predicted model, not a curated record. The transcript has 15 exons. NCBI's taxonomy places the organism in Eukaryota, Metazoa, Chordata, Actinopteri, Chaetodontiformes, Chaetodontidae. Bases 1 to 1848 code for a protein of 615 amino acids. Gene Ontology annotation, cellular component: membrane. Gene Ontology annotation, molecular function: L-proline transmembrane transporter activity.